Molecule: messenger RNA, 1160 nt
Organism: Cinclus cinclus
Lineage: Eukaryota; Metazoa; Chordata; Aves; Passeriformes; Cinclidae
Gene: HSBP1L1
Product: heat shock factor binding protein 1 like 1
Biological process (GO): cellular heat acclimation
Cellular component (GO): cytosol; nucleus
Molecular function (GO): transcription corepressor activity
Source: RefSeq, a predicted model, not a curated record
GUAAGACUGUGCAGAGAAGCCACAAUUAUGGGAAGCAAGUAGCAAUGCGGAGGUUGCCUUUGAUGCUAGAAUUUCACCUAAGAGAUUAACACACCUUCUCAAAUGAGGUGGGGAAGGUCAAGAAGGAAAACAAUUAAGUUUAUUAAGAAAGACUCUAAGUGGUAGGCUUACAGCAACUGAAGUCAUUCCUAAUUCAGAAAUUUCUUGUGGAUGAAGACACAUAUUUGGCAUAUCUAGCAUAUGUAAUUACUCAAAGUUACUGACUAAGGUAAUUUAUUGCCCAACAGUGAUAUGCUCCUAACCAUAAAGACACAGUAAAAUGAAAACCUCUUCGUUUACAUCAGGCAGCAGUCCCAGCACCUAGAAGAAAGACACUUCUGUAAUAGCUGCACCGGGAGCUUUUUAUGCUGUGCAACCCCAAAGCCAGGAAUGACCCAGAUGCUGGUGCUGCAAGACUCUUGCUGAUGCCUUUGGUGUUGUCUAGUUCGACACUGCAGUGCAAGGAACUUCAAUCACCACCGUAUUUUUUUACCAUUCCAUCUCAAUAGCUACACGGGGAAAAAGGAUGCGAACCUUUAAAAAAAACAAACAAACAAACAAAAAAAAAAAAGUAAGACCUCUUAAGAUCAAACCUCGGCAUGCUUAUUUAGUUACUGCAGCACGGAAUGAAGCUUUCUUCGGCAAAUAAAGGACAGCUCGUUAAGGAUUCCCUGUCUCCCUGCGGAGCGCUGCGGGCGGGGCCGUGCACUCGGGAGGCGGGCGAAGGGUCGGGGCUGGAGCUGGAGCAGGAGCUGGAGCUGGAGCAGGAGCAGGAGCAGGAGCAGGAGCAGGAGCAGGAGCAGGAGCAGGAGCAGGAGCAGGAGGCGAUGGCGGCCGCCGUCCCGCCGGGAGCCGCGGAGCUGCCGCAGCUGGCGGAAAAUCUGCUCGGCCGGCUGCAGGAGAAUUUUCAGGCUCUGACGGAAAAGUUAACCCUGAGAAUGGAAGAAAUGGGCGAGCGCAUCAGUGACCUUGAGAAGCGUGUUGCUGAUCUGAUGACAGAGGCUGGGGUAGAAAACAGCAAUGAAGAGUUGGGACUGAGUGCCAUAUGCAAGGCUAGUGCUAACUCACCCCAAGUGUGUAAACUGAGGCUGUCCAUUCAUAGUGAAAUGUGUGUGGCUUGA